Molecule: messenger RNA, 951 nt
Organism: Ipomoea nil (Japanese morning glory)
Lineage: Eukaryota; Viridiplantae; Streptophyta; Magnoliopsida; Solanales; Convolvulaceae
Exons: 1
Coding region: 1-951 (316 amino acids)
Source: RefSeq, a predicted model, not a curated record
AUGUCCACUAAUUCCUCAGAACGGACAGUCACUGCCGCCACCGGUGCUCCGCCGGCCACCACCCUAAAUCCUCUCGCAACCGCGCACCACUUCGCCUCCAUAAAGUUGACGACACGCAACUUCCUCUUCUGGAGGACUCAGCUGGUGCCCUUCUUCCGUGGACUGGAGCUUCUAGGCUAUGUUGACAGCAAGACGCCAUGCCCACCACUAACCAUCGACACCGUGCCAACCUCCGAUGAGUCUGCCUCUACCGCCACCACGUCGACCCCAAUUCCAAACCUAGCGUACAAAGCCUGGAUCAAGCAAGACCAGUCCAUACUGUCCUUGCUCAUCUCUUCACUCUCCGAUGAAGUGAUGUACUUGGCUGUCGGUAGGUCUACGUCCAGGGAGGUUUGGAAUUCGAUCACAUCGGCUCUCGGUAGCUCCACUCGUGCCCGGUGCCUGAGUCUUCUCGGGAAGUUCCACUCGCUCCGGCAGGGCAACAGCAGCGCGGCGGAGUAUAUAGGCUGUGCCCAGCUCUUGGUUGAAGACCUUGCAUUAGCCGGCCGGCCGAUCACACUAGGCGAACAGAACCUGUUCGUUUUCAGGGGCCUUCAUCCGGAAUUCCGAGCCAUGGCCUACUCUUUUACCGUCGCAGGUAUUCCCGUUUCCAUCCCCCAGAUAUCCGAAUUUUUACAGGCACAAGAAUUCAUACACGCUGAGGAUUUCCCGGCUGGACCGGAUGGUGGUUUCGGUGCUGCUCCAUCAGCGCUGUAUGCAGGCCAUGGCAGCCGCAACAAUAAUGGUGAUGGUGGACGGAAUGGUUCCAACGGUCAAGGCCGAGGCAAUCUAGGCUCUGGCCGUGGCGGGCAAGGGAGAGAAUAUGGUGGCCGGAAUGGCGUGCCGCGUUGCCAGAUCUUCCGUGCACAAGGACACACUGCCGUGCACUACUAUAAGCGAUACACCGGGUAG